Messenger RNA from Amoebophrya sp. A25, 4100 nucleotides. The record is from the annotation of a GenBank genome assembly. Lineage: Eukaryota; Dinophyceae; Syndiniales; Amoebophryaceae.
CAUGCUAGUUCUUGUAAUUGCCUAAUCGAGAUUUGAGAUUCGAAAAUUACAGUGACAGGCUGCGAGAGAAUGUGUGCAAUAUGAAAAGAGUCGAUAGUGCACUAGUUUUGUUUCACGAAAGGCGACAGAUUUUACCAUUGUCCUUCCUAUUUGUACUGUUUAAGUAGCCUCGGCUGACUCGGUGAGUCUGAAAAAGUCGUGAUUAGAAAUUUUCUGGGCAGCAGCCGCUCUUGAGCUAAGCUAGGUGUCUUGUCAUUGAAGUUCUUUUUGUGUCUAUGUUUGGACGAGAGACGCAACACAAACAGCAAGUAGAAGCGAUCCCUGAUUGAACAGUACACUUACCUACUACUUGUUUGCGAGUAUCAAUGUGUGAUUGUAUUUUCUACCAUGUGGUAAUGGAAAUUUUUCAAAAAGUUUGAACACCAUAGUAAAUUGUGGUAAUGGAAAUCUUUCAAAAAGUUUGAACACCAUAGUAAAUUAUAUCUCCUUGCUUUUUAAUGAAAACAAAUGGAGCGCUCAGAAAUGGAAUCUUCCCCGGCUGCAGUUCCGGCAGCUUCUGUCUGUGCGGAAGACAUGGACGCCACAAUUCGCAAGCCCGUGGUCGAUUCCGCGAGACAAGGUGUCUAUCCGGAGAAAGAAACCGCUUUAAGUUCUAAAGGGAAAGGCUUUCUAGAAAGAGAAAUGCCACCGAGCCCUUGGCACUUGUCCUCGGCGCAGCCAGCAUACGGCGCAAGUCACCACGACCUGGAGAAUUACUACGUAGGUAGCUCCUCGUCAGCUUGUAAUACAAGCGGGACGCCGAUAAAAGGCGUAGACCGUAAGCCGUACAGGCUGGAAGCAGUCAUGGGAGCAACUUCUCGCACUACUCCUCACGCAGGCUAUGCGGCUACCAAAGUGUCUAGAGGAAGCGGACCGUACGGCGGCGGGUCAGCACGUGGUAUGCCUGGAGGAAAGGGCCGCUUCUCCGUGCGGAGACCACCGAGAAUUUCUGCUGCCGAAGCCGGAGUAUUGGCACCUCCGAAGCUUAAGAAAACGACAUCUGUACAGUCAAGUACCUCAUCAGCGCCGUCAGGACAGCAAUCGUCACCCGAGCUAAGCUCUGCACCACAAUUUUCGCCCGUGGUCCAAAGGUCCAAAGGAUUGGCCUCUGUUUUACUGCCGCCGCCAAAGGUCAAUGUUUUGGAAGCGCCUAAAGGUCGAAGCGACAAUACGGGCCACACGGCGGCCGCUACAAUACCUGUUUUAUUCCCUUCGGUUGAAAAAUCAGCCUUCGCCGGGUCAACUUUACCGAUCAGUGAUGUGGCGGGCCUAGAAACUAUCAAAGAGAAUCCUGUCGAGACGCCGAUCAAUAAUCGGAGCAGCGGCGUUAUGCCUGCACCGUUUACGAAAAUGCCCGACCCGACAGUUGUCCUGAUUCAAGACGCAGUAGCAUCCUCAGAUAAACCGUGCUUUCCCUCGCCGUCGUCCGCGUUAAUAUGCGACGACGCCACGCCAGUGAGUCGUAAAGAGAACCGAAAGGACGAUGGAAGAGAGUUGAUAUUGGCGAAUGCAACUCCCGUGCAGCCACCGAAGGAUCCUGUCAAAUUCGCGCCGUUGCCACAAAUUAUGCAUGGAGGCGUGGAGGUGAGCGAGGGCCUCUCCCCGUCUAGUACCGACAACAAACACCAGCCAGCAGGGACGGGACUUGUACGAGGAGCUACAUGUGGCAGUCCAAGUGGUGCGUUUGCGAUGGCGAAGAAAGGGGCUUCAUUUUCAGGGAACAAGUUCCCUGUCCCGACUGCUGCGGAUGGAAAGAAAUUUGCGGCUCUCAGUAAAGGCAAAUCAUCUAGUUACCAUGCAACGACGGGUCCCUCUUACCAUGGCUAUAACAGUAAAGCCUCAGGAAGCAGCGACUACUGGCAACAAAAAGGCGUGAGCUUGAGCAGUCGCAUGAGCCGUAGUCCCGUUGCUGCAGAAGACCUUCUAUCUUCUCGAACUUUUCCAGACUACCAUGUAGAUCAGGCUUAUCUUGUCAUUGGGGGCGUUGCACCGGAAGACUUUCCCUUGGCAACCGAUCUUGGUGAAAACUGGGUCGAUGUUUUUGAGUCUGUGGCCGUCGACAGCAACGGGGGCGCUCUUGAAUGCGGAUUGACAGAAGGUACACCGGCACAUCGUGAACGUGCGCCGCAGGCAGUUUCACCAGCGACGAGAAGAGCACGAUUGAUGACAGCAUCCUCACCAAAAAGCCUACGUACAACGGAAAAACGCGUAGCAUCGUCGGAAAAGUCAGGGCUACGUCGGGAUAUGCCUGUGCUGAAGGAGAUCCACGAAGCCGCUAAAGACAGAGACUCGCCAAAGGAUAAUGUUGACGCCGAUGCUGAUAGAGCAGAAAGACGCGACGCACAUCCCUCAGUUGUAAAUGUGGCUCCGGAUGCUACUGUCCUCGGUGCUGACUCUUCAUCGCAGCAGGCACAUGCUUGCCUCGGGUUAACAGACAAGGACUUACAACGCGAAGGGAAAAGAGAUUCUGAAACUGGGGCGGAUCAAGGAACCCAGCAGCAGCAAUUCUCUUACAAGGAUGAAGCGAUGGACGUGGAGCACGAGCUCAGUGAAGAUUCGAUGGAAGACGUAGACGAGAUGCUUCCUGAAGACGAGUAUCAUGUAGUUGCUGGUAUGCAAGAAGUAUCAGAGGCAGUCGUAAAGGAACUAGAGGACGCAGUAGUUGAACCUGAGGAAGACUACGACAUGUUCGCGAGCGAGGAGGAUGAGGAAUUGAAUGCUGCGUCGGCGUCAAAGAGGAAGUAUCACGACGCAGGGGUAGCUGAAUCUGAAGAGGAGUCCACUCUUAAGAAUAACAGCACAUACGCCGCUCGUGGACAAGACGAUACUCCUGAUACUUCUGCGCGCUACAGUGACAGCGUCUCCCAAGGUAAGAGAAGGGAUAUUUUUCUGGAUUUCCAAGCCGUCGAUUUGAUAUCGGCACUGGAAGAGAAUAUUGCUAUUCCCUCAUUGGGAACGGAGAAAAAUGCCUCCUCCUCUUCGAAGAGCGGUCGUCUUGCUUCUGAAGAUAACGAAGGGUUAAUGUCUUUGCUAGUUCAGGCGAGCAGCGAGUGUAAGGAACAGGCUGAAGCAGAACGCACGCCGCGACCUCGCGGCCGCGAGUGGGUGACUACUGGCAUCAUUCCCACAGUCGCUAAAGAAGUUGUAAGUGCAGCACCUUCAAAAAGUGCUCGGCCUUCGGAGCGGAAAUUUUCAGGGAGAAAAAUAGGUCAUCGACACCAACGCCAUAGUUGCAGCAAAGAGGAGUGGCAUCAGAAUCGAAAGAGGCAUCACAGGUCCAACUCGUAUUAUAGUUCUGAAGGAAGACCACGAGGACGAAAAACUUCAAACUCGGGUCGAGGAGAUCAAAAAUGUGGCCGCGAGAAGUCUACCGAUCCACCGUUUGAUAGAUUUGCGACUUCUGCUGGGCAAAAAGACCGCUUUCCGGGUGACGACGUUCGAACAAGACUCUUCUCGAUGGAUUCUGCGCGAAGUCGCUGCAGUUCAGCUUCUGCAGCAGGAGCAGCCAGCCACCAACAAGCAUGUUCUGCUUUUUCAGCAUCCAUGACGCCACGAAAUGACUCGGGUCCACUCAGCAUGUUCGGUACACCUAGCACACCAGUGGCGCCUCCACGGUCUGCACAAUCGUCUGAUCAGUAGAAUGCGCAUCCUCCGGACGAAAAAUCACCUUCACCUGCGCAACUUCAAUAAGUAGGUACAACUUCUACCAUUUUUUAGCGCUCGAAUUGAAAUGAUUAGCGACGAUAGUGAUAACCUACAGCUUUUCAUAAACACGACGUGAAACCAAUACUCAGCUCGUGUAAAAAUUAUGCAUUUGUUCCAUACUUAUUCAGAUACCGAUCGUCGCUGGAAGGGACGAGCCGCGCGAGUUUCAUGCUUGAAAGAAAUGCGGGUAUGCGGAGAAAAUUAGGGGAGGACUCUCACCCUGACAUUACAUACUUUAAUGAGCUUGUUUCCACAUGAACAUGAGUCUGAGGUGGAACGCAAAACAAUGAUAACCACUGAUGUUAGCACGUGAUAUCAAACGAACGUUUUUUCUCUGCUCAAGGAGACGCCUCCAG